UGGUUCUACUCAAAUUAAUUAGUCCAUUAUCAUCACAAUGCCUAACUAUAUGGCAUAAAAUAAAUGCAAUUUUAACAAACCUAUAUGCUUCAAAACAAACAGCUGAUCAAAUGAGAAUAAUACAAAAGGAAGCAGAAAAGUUCUGUGGUCAAUAAUGGAUGUUAUAGUUCAAGAAGACAUGUAUAUGUAUAAUAAUUCCAAGAAUCAUGAUGAACAAAAGCUACCACUUUUGCACAAUAUUAUGGAGGUGCCAGAUGAUGCAAAGAGAAGCCUCAUUCAGAGAGCCAUGAGUCAAGCAUUUCAAAGCACAGCUCAUUUGGCGAAUCUCUUACCAACUGGCACUGUUCUCUCUUUCCAAUUUCUGUCUCCAAUUGUCACAAACCAAGGAAACUGUGACUUGGUUUGCAAGUUCAUGACUUCUAUGCUUGUGGCUCUUUGUGGAGCCUCUUGUUUCUUGCAAUGCUUCACUGAUAGCUUCAGAGAUGACAAGGGGAACGUUUGUUAUGGGCUUGCCACAUUCAGGGGCAUGUGGGUCAUUGAUGGAUCAACCACAAUUUCACCUGAACUCGGCGCGAAAUAUAGAUUGAAGCCUAUUGAUUUCGUGCAUGCUGUGAUGUCAAUUUUGGUUUUUGCAGCAGUUGUUUUGUUUGAUCAGAAUGUAGUGAGUUGUUUCUUUCCAUCACCUUCAAAUGAGGCACGGGAAAUCUUAACGGUGUUGCCUGUGGCCAUUGGGGCUUUUUGUAGCAUGCUUUUUGUGGCGUUUCCUACACAGAGACAUGGAAUUGGUUUUCCACUUUCAACAAAGUAAAAAGUUGGGUCAUUUCUGUAUUUAUUUGUAUGGACCAUUUUCAAGAGUGUGAUUGAUUGGGUAAUCAAUUCAAUUUUAUUGUUCUGUAACACAUUAUAUGUAAAAGGAAUUCAAUUGAAUUUCAUUGUUACCAUGAUAAUGGUCUUACUGAUAUUAGA
This is a messenger RNA of Glycine soja, 966 nucleotides long. RefSeq names its product protein DMP4-like. The record is from RefSeq and is a predicted model, not a curated record. Lineage: Eukaryota; Viridiplantae; Streptophyta; Magnoliopsida; Fabales; Fabaceae. The coding region runs from base 155 to 808 and encodes 217 amino acids. Gene Ontology annotation, biological process: endomembrane system organization. The transcript has a single exon.